AUGAUUCUCAACUUGGUCCUCAUCUUCGGUAUCAUCCAAAUCCUUCGCAAGUUAGAUCUUGAGGAUCCCGUAAUUAUCACAUACAUACGGCUAGCGUAUUUUGUCUCGCAAAUCAUUAUUCUAGCAUUAUACUAUGUUAUCAGUCUAAAAAUAGAGAAGAGCAAUGAUCUUACAUCUUUAAAAUACGUUGAACCCGCAAAGCCAUUUACUAACGAGCAACCCAAACCUGUGAAGACAAAUUAUCGUGACUAUGAUCGUGAGAAGUUGCAGGAAGCUUUAAAAACCGCUUUAACAGGAGCUGGCAUCAUGAUGGCAUUCCACCUCUAUUUUAAUCUCACACAACCGUUAGCUCUCCAAUCCAUUAUGUCAGUAAAGACAGCAAUCCAAUCACCUCUCGCUAAGAUUCAUAUCUUGGGACAAAAGGCUGAAGGUGAUCUUAGAAGACCUUGGAAGAACCCGAAUCCGUUUGCCUUUGGUGAGGCUAAUCAACCACAGGUUGAUAAGCAGGCGAUAAAACGGGCGGAGAAAGCGGAGAAAGCGGAGAAGAAUGCAAAGAACAAGGACGAUUAA
Molecule: messenger RNA, 570 nt
Organism: Paraglomus occultum
Lineage: Eukaryota; Fungi; Glomeromycota; Glomeromycetes; Paraglomerales; Paraglomeraceae
Source: the annotation of a GenBank genome assembly